AUGCGGCCAGUCGACAGGGAAGCUCCAAGGAAAACAGUAGAGGUACACAACAUGGAUGCAGUGACAGAGUGGGCUGUGCAAAUGGAAGUUCUUACAAUGAAAAUGGAUAAUCUGUCUAAAUCAGUUAACAUGGUACACCAAUUGCCAUAUGUUUGCGAAGGUUGUGGAGCAGAUCAUGCUACUACACGCUGUUUUUUGGCAUCUACACAUGUUAAUCAGCCUGAGGAAGUGUCUAUCAAAAAUUUGGAGCAGCAGGUGGGACAAAUCGCAACUGUAAUAGCUAAUAGACCCCCAGGUACCUUACCGAGUGACAUAGAGAAGAACCCACGGGAGCAGGUAUUAGCAGUUGAGGUGGUAAAUUAUGCAACUAUUGAGCUCCCAUCAUUCACUCCCGCCAACCCUGUCAAGGCGUAUCUGCCAAAAAUCACAGUGAAAAAGAAAGUGAACGAGAAGAAUCAAGUACCUACCAUGGGAGAAGAAUCGGUGGAGCAGUCUAGAGAAGCAAUAGACAAUGAUCAAAAGAUAGUUUCAGAUAGUACACAGUUUAAGGCAAAUGUUCUCGGCACUACACUAACACCUCUGCUCCCUUUUCCUCAAAGGUUGCAGAAGACCAACUUGGAGAAACAAGCUAUGAAAUUCCUGGAAGUCCUCAAAAAGCUGAAAUUGGGAUUAGGAGAUCCUAAGGCGGCAUUUAUUAUCCUUCAACUGGAGGACCGAUCACUGAAACACCCGUACGGAAUAGUUGAAGACAUGCUUAUCAAGGCGAAGGAGUUUAUUUUUCUAGCUGACUUCAUCAUCCUUGACAUAGAUAAGGCAUAUCAGGUGCAAUAA
Molecule: messenger RNA, 831 nt
Organism: Olea europaea var. sylvestris
Lineage: Eukaryota; Viridiplantae; Streptophyta; Magnoliopsida; Lamiales; Oleaceae
Exons: 4
Coding region: 1-831 (276 amino acids)
Source: RefSeq, a predicted model, not a curated record